AUGUCUAUCAGAUCUGAAAAGUUGUUUUCUGUCACCAUCUUUGGGUAUCGGAAGCCCGGGAUGGAUGAGGACUUCUACCACAGCUACGUCAGCCAGACACAUGCCAACCACCUGAAGGAACUUCUUAUCAAGAACAGAAUUGUUUCUUACCACAUGCAACACAACUCCACUCAGGGGAGGUCCCUGCUGAACCAAAUUUUCCCCGGCAUCCCGCCCGAGAAGGUUGAUGACUGUGACUGCCUCGUCCAGAUUGUUUUCAGGGACAUUGAUGAUUAUAUCAAAGUCAAGAAUGAGGAGAAGUACAAGGUGGUGGUGAACCCAGAUCACGAUGUUUUCGCGGACCCAACGAAGACCAAGUUUGUGACUGGUUGGUUCGAGUUCCAUGUGGCUGACGGACAGGCCGUUUAG
Messenger RNA from Ilyonectria robusta, 408 nucleotides. RefSeq lists its product as uncharacterized. Lineage: Eukaryota; Fungi; Ascomycota; Sordariomycetes; Hypocreales; Nectriaceae. Bases 1 to 408 code for a protein of 135 amino acids. The transcript is spliced from 2 exons. Gene Ontology annotation, molecular function: oxidoreductase activity. The record is from RefSeq and is a predicted model, not a curated record.